Vitrella brassicaformis is the source of this 1174-nucleotide messenger RNA. The record is from the annotation of a GenBank genome assembly. Lineage: Eukaryota; Vitrellaceae.
CUGCGGUUGCGAACAAUAGUUGUGUGCUUCCUGCCAUGUCGAAACACUUGCCCCUUCCCGUCGUGUAGCCAACUUUAUGGCCAAGCGGCGGCCCUCGCAGCUGAGCGAUGGUCCUGCAGAGCAAGAAUAGCCUGCUUUUGGUGUCUCUCUCUCCCGUUAGGGCUCACUUUGCAGCCUUGAAUUGAUGGUCUUUCGCUUCUGUUCCAGGCAGUCUUGAUAGUACUGCGGUGUCUGAGGACAGUCAAAUCAUCAGUGUUGCAUGGAUGUUUUCCAUCUCGAAAGAAGAGAAAUACCACGACGGUUUGACACAACGAGGAUGUACAUUGUCACCUUCUCUUCCUUCGUGACUUACAGCAGAGCUCUUUGAUGACGUGCAGCAUUGUAAUGCCGCCUGCCGUCUUGGCCAUGCAGCACCCUUGGCCAUCGCGAUCACGGCAACACUCUCAAUGCAGGUCCUAGCCGGGAGAAGGUCCGCACUGCGAGGUAUCAGGCAAAGAUUGCUCGGACUGCCCUUGAGCGUCAUGAUUUCUCCGUCAGCCAUCUCGAUAGGAUAGGCCGACAAGAUAGUUGGCAAGCUGAGUGUAGUCGAGUGUUUGACUAACGAUCAGAUUACACACUGAUCUGUCUAGCUCUUCGUCAAACCGCACAAGCCACGCCUGAAUGUCAUUGCAGACCACCCCCAAUGGAUCAUCACAUUCACGCCCAGAUGGUGCGUCCCUCAAGCUCCUCACCACCAUCAUCUCGCCGGACAGCUGAUCAAGUCGGCUGUCGGUGAACGACGCAUCCUUGGCCAUCGCGUCCACAAUGACGGCAACCUUCCCAGUGCAGGUUGUGGCUGGGCGAGAGGCGGAAAUACGAGGUGUCAGGCAAAGGUCGCCCGGACUCCCCUCUAGUGUCAUGAUCUCGCCGUUAGCCAGCUCGACAGAAUAAGCCGACUUGACUGCCAUCCCCUUCGUCGCCUUGACACCCCACGGCUGGUGCUCGCUCGUCUUGUUCGCCUUCUCCACCACUUUCUGCAGCAGCUCUCUCUCCACAUGUUGCUCCACAAACCUCUCGUACGCUGGGUCGGCGGUGUACGAAGGGAUUGCGUUGUCCUCGAAAGGGCCGGCGGUGUACGAAGGGAUUACGACCAUUGUCCUCGAUGCCUUCGUCUGAUCACCGCUCAAGUGCCCUG